Centruroides sculpturatus (bark scorpion) is the source of this 397-nucleotide messenger RNA. RefSeq names its product alpha-toxin CsE5-like. Gene Ontology annotation, biological process: defense response. Gene Ontology annotation, molecular function: sodium channel inhibitor activity; toxin activity. Lineage: Eukaryota; Metazoa; Arthropoda; Arachnida; Scorpiones; Buthidae. The coding region runs from base 49 to 312 and encodes 87 amino acids. The record is from RefSeq and is a predicted model, not a curated record. The transcript is spliced from 2 exons. Gene Ontology annotation, cellular component: extracellular region.
UUAUCUGAGUGAUGCAAAUAUUGUCUGAAGUAACUCCAGAAUAUUAGAAUGAAUUGUCUCAUAUUAAUUGCCGUUUCGUAUAUAUUGGUUUUGGGUGUAGACGGUUUGAAAGAUGGAUAUCCAGAUAAAGGAGGAAACUGCAAAUACGAAUGCCUGCGGGAUGAGUACUGCGAUGAUCUCUGCAAGAAAAAGAAAGCUAAGAGUGGAUAUUGUUAUUGGGGCAAACUUUCGUGCUAUUGCUAUGGUCUGCCAGACAAUGAACCAACCAGAGGAAGUAGUGGAAAAUGCAGGCCUGCUUUAGGUCGAAAGUAAAUGUAUUUUGUGGAAUAUUCCAACUAGUUAUUGAUAAUAAUUCUUGAGAAAUAAAAAAACAAUAAAAAUUAUAUAUAUUUAAUUU